Messenger RNA from Lathyrus oleraceus (garden pea), 399 nucleotides. RefSeq lists its product as uncharacterized. The transcript is spliced from 2 exons. The record is from RefSeq and is a predicted model, not a curated record. Bases 1 to 399 code for a protein of 132 amino acids. Lineage: Eukaryota; Viridiplantae; Streptophyta; Magnoliopsida; Fabales; Fabaceae.
AUGGUAACUGGUGUUGGACGUGUGUUGCAGUCUAAGAAACUUACGCCGCAUUUCAUUGGUCCAUUUCAGAUUCUUCAUAGGGUAGGGGAGGUGGCCUAUCGAGUUGCAUUACCACCAUAUAUUUCAAAUCUUCAUAAUUUUUUUCAUGUGUCUCAGUUGAGGAAGUACAUUCUUGAUCCGUCUCAUGUGAUCCAGUUAGAUGUUGUGCAAGUUAUAGAGAACUUGACGGUUGAGACUUUGCCGUUGAGGAUUGAGGAUCGUGAAGUGAAGCACUUACGAGACAAGGAGAUCGCUUCAGUGAAGGUUUCUUGGGGAGGUUCUAUUGGUGGCAGUGUGAUGUGGGAGCUCGAGAGUCAUAUGAGAGAGUCUUAUCCAGAGCUUUUCCAGUUAGGAAAGUGA